AUGGCCGACCGCAAGGCCCAAGUGGCGACGGUCACGGACACGCUGUAUUUCACGCCGUCGCAAUGGGAUGGAUGUAUGGCCCGGAUGCGUGGGGAUAAGAUAUCGGCACUGAAGUGGAAUCAGAUGCAGAUGGCGGCAUGCUCCUUCAUAGCGGCGGUGGGUGCGAAGCUGGGCUGCCCGCAGCGCACUAUAGGCACGGCGCAGCUGCUGUACCAGCGCUUCCAUCUAUUUCAUGCGCCGACGGAUUUUUCGUUACAUGAGGUGGCUUUGACGUGUCUUUUCACGUCGGCCAAGCUCAAUGACACGCAGAAGCGCGUGCACGAAGUUGUGUUGGCCAGCUACGUGUUUCGGUAUCCAGAGCUGAUCUCGACGCCCGACAGGGGCGAUUGGAUCGCACAUGCGCACGUAUCAGACGUGGAUCAAGAGAUGCUGCAUCGUGAGCAGACCGCGAUUGUGUCUCUGGAGCGCCUUCUCCUGCCUUGUGUGUGCUACAAUUUCCAGCUGCGGUCGCCGCAGAUUCUGUCGUGGACGAUCAAAUUGGCGCGCCACUGGCGCCUGUCCAAAUCCGACGCCGAUGUGGCGUGGCGCAUGGCCUGUGACAGCCACCGCACGAAUGUGGCGUGGCUCUAUACCCCCCUGACCGUGGCGCUUGGUUGCCUGUAUGCCCAAGAAGCCAUGGCGCGCGGUGCGCCGUAUCCAUGGCAUGAGACAGCAUCGUGGGGCGUGGCCCUGAGCGAUGUGACGGACGUGGCAUUGAAGCUGCUCGAGCUCUAUGUGCAGCACACGCCCGCGCUCUACAUGAGUGCGCGGAGUGAGCGCCGCGUGGUGCCGCCGCAUGCCGUGUAUCCGCCGCCCUUGGGCCUGCUGGCGUGGCGAGCGCCGACCGCUUCGGAGAUGGAAGCGCGCCUGACGCAAGCGCAAAUCUAUCUGCGCCAGAAGCCGCUGGACGAGCGGGCGCCGCCGCCGCCGCCGCGGUCCUUGGACGCGCUGCUCCCGCCGAAGGCGACCCACGAUGGGGCGCGGAUUAUUGCCACGCGCUACAUAUUGCCCAUCUAA
Messenger RNA from Malassezia restricta, 1056 nucleotides. Its product is annotated as CTD kinase subunit beta. Gene Ontology annotation, cellular component: nucleus; cyclin/CDK positive transcription elongation factor complex. The transcript has a single exon. Gene Ontology annotation, biological process: regulation of transcription by RNA polymerase II; positive regulation of DNA-templated transcription, elongation. Gene Ontology annotation, molecular function: cyclin-dependent protein serine/threonine kinase activator activity. The record is from RefSeq and is a predicted model, not a curated record. Lineage: Eukaryota; Fungi; Basidiomycota; Malasseziomycetes; Malasseziales; Malasseziaceae. Bases 1 to 1056 code for a protein of 351 amino acids.